Molecule: messenger RNA, 597 nt
Organism: Racocetra persica
Lineage: Eukaryota; Fungi; Glomeromycota; Glomeromycetes; Diversisporales; Gigasporaceae
Source: the annotation of a GenBank genome assembly
AUGACAGAAGUUACACAAUCGAAAUUGAUAAAAAGUACUCGAGAAGAAGCUUUAAAUAAUUCAGAAUUGGCAGAAACUAAUGUUUCGCAAGGUGACACAAAGCAGAUGAAUAUGUUUCAAUCGAUCAAUGAUGCAAUGCGUAUCGCGCUAGAUACUGAUGAGACAGCUGUGAUUUUUGGAGAAGAUGUAGCUUUUGGUGGUGUAUUUCGGUGCACUUUGGGACUUUCUGAAAUGUUUGGCAGAGAUCGCGUGUUUAACACACCAUUAUGUGAACAGGGCAUUGCUGGAUUUGGCAUUGGCAUGGCUGCAAUGGGACAUACAGCAAUUGCAGAAAUUCAAUUUGCGGAUUAUAUUUUUCCAGCAUUUGAUCAGCUUGUGAAUGAAGCCGCCAAAUAUAGAUAUCGCUCAGGUGGUAUAUUUAACGUUGGUGGUUUAACAGUUCGUUCACCUUGUUCAGCAGUGGGACAUGGUGGGCAUUACCACUCUCAAACUCCAGAAGGUUAUUUUGCACAUACUCCUGGAUUAAAGAUUGUCAUGCCUCGAAGUCCAAUACAAGCCAAGGGGCUUUUAUUAGCAUCUAUAAGGGAUCGAAAUCCU